Aspergillus homomorphus CBS 101889 is the source of this 638-nucleotide messenger RNA. RefSeq lists its product as uncharacterized. Lineage: Eukaryota; Fungi; Ascomycota; Eurotiomycetes; Eurotiales; Aspergillaceae. The record is from RefSeq and is a predicted model, not a curated record. The transcript is spliced from 3 exons. The coding region runs from base 142 to 579 and encodes 145 amino acids.
CUUCAACGGAGUAGUCAACUUACAUCUCCAGCUUGACAUCAUCUCCACCCGGAACUCAAUAUAACCAUCUAACACGAACAAACCCAUAAACCAUCAACAAAACCAAACCCAAACCCACACCCAUCCACACACAAGAAAACAAUGACCUACCAAAUAACCACGGAGGGCACCCUCAGCCCACCAACCGCCCCGGGCAUCAUCUCCUUCCUCGAAUCCUUCUACCGCACCAGCGACACCGAAUCCGCCCAUGAGCAAUACGUCCAGAACUUCACGGAAGACGCCACGCUGAUCAUGGGCCCGAAGGUCGCGAAGGGGAGGGACGAAAUCCUCCCCCUCCGCCACAGCCUCUGGACGCACGUCGCCUCGCGCAAACACACCCCGGAGAAGGUGUAUUUCGGUGGCGACCGCGAGGUAAUGCUCUACGGGACCGUGAAGUAUGUGUUGCGGAAUGAUCCGGGAAAUGAGGUGGAGGUGCCCUGGGCUGGACGGGUGGUGUUUGAUGAGGAGGAGAGCGCGGGGUUGAGGAUGCGGUUUUAUCAGGUUUAUUUGGAUCCUAGUGCGCAGUCUGGGAGGAAGUAGAUUUGAGGGUUUCGUUUGAGGGUUGAUCCUGGAUUGUUUAUAGCUGGGUGCAGGAAGAU